AUGUACAAAGAAGAAAAACAAGUUCUCAAUGUAAUCAAAGCCAUCAUCUCGCUUUUAGGAGCUCAGUACCCUAACAUCAGAUAUUUUGGCCCGCCUUUACAGUCUAUAAUUUCUUGUCCUUCUGCUUGCCUUUCUACUUCCCCUUCUUCUAAUUCUUCCUCGUCCUUAUCUUCUUCAAUCUUCAUCGCCCCUCCCCCUCCCCCUCCCCCUCCCCCCUCAUCACCCGUCAAGAUGCCACUCUACUGCACCCCGUGCAACAGGACAUUUGAGCAACAAGAAUACUUAGAGCAGCAUCUGCGACUGUCCCGUCGACAUGCGAAAUCUCCCCCGACACGCCUCCAACCCGCAAACGCCCAGUCACGAGGUUCCCAGGCCCAGCACAUGAUCCACACCAGCAGCAACGCGAGAUGCUCGAAUCCCAUGAGAAAUGAUCGACUGCCAUUACGGAAGCUUUCUAGUGCCAUUUUUAACACUCCCCAGAACCAGACUCAGACCGAGACCCAUAUGCAGAUCCAGAUGCCGGUCUGUGGAGAAUUGCUUCCCCCGGCUCCUCGAUGGACUGUCAUUCCCCAUUCCGAGGCUCAAUCGAUACUGGAACUGCUCGCUGGACAUUCCCACUCGCUGAAGGAACUGGAGGCCAACAAGUUUCUUGUCAAACCAUACGUUGCCGAGAGCACCACGCAUCUCCCGCGCAAGUGCACACGAUGCAAUGCUAGAGACAAACUCUCCCCUCGACCCAGGCCCGAGGCUGAUAAACAUGAACCGACUGAGGAAGAUUCUGCUGAGCCCAAAGGCAACGAGGACCAACAGUGCUUCUUUCACACCUCCAAGCGGAACAAAUACAACAUUAAGAAGCCUUACAAAUGCUGCACCAGCACCGGAGGCAAAGGCUGCACCAUGGCUAACAAGCACGACUUCCAACUCGCAGCCCAAUUCUCGAGAUAUUGCCACUUCCGCGAGACUCCACCGCCCGAUGGACGAGUCAAGGCUCGUGCAGUGGUACUGGACUGUGAAAUGGCAGGCGUGGUGGGCAACGCCACGGGUGAGCCUAUUCUUAUCUGCGCGAUUGACUACAUCACUGGCGUCACCAUCCUCAACCACUACGUUGUCCCGGAGGAGCCUAUUACCCAGAUGCGCACCGGUUGUCACGGAGUCACUUAUGCUGCGCUCAACGAUGCAAGAAAUCGCGGCAUUGCGCUUGCCGGUUGGGAAGGUGCACGUGCAGAGCUAUGGAAGCACAUUGACGAGGAGACGAUACUCAUCGGUCAUGCUUUGGACAAUGAUUUGGGUGUUCUGCGUAUGAUUCAUCGACGAGUCGUCGACUCGGGAAUUCUGGCUCGAAGUGCGGCUGGCAAGGGACCGCAGUGUGGCUUGCAGGCCUUAUGCUCGCAACUGCCCGGUAUCGAGAUCCGAAAGAACAAGAAAGGGAUUCACGAUUGCAUGGAGGAUGUCUUUGCAACCCGAGAGGUCGUACUGUUCUGUACUCGGCGCAAGGACGAAUUCAAGGCCUGGGCUAAAGCCAGAAGAGCUGAACAGCUUCAACUGGAGAAGGAGCGCGAGAAGUUGAGGUUGGAGAAAGAGCAAGCGAAAGAGGCAGAGAAGCGCAAGCACGAGGAAGCAACGAAGGAUGGGAAAAGCAAGUACACCGUCUUGACCUGGUUACAGGUCGAGGUUGAGGGAGGAACAGGACCCGGGAAAGAAGCCAGGAAAUACACAAAACGCGGAUAUGCGAGCAAUAUGGAGAGCAAAGUCCCAACUCUGACUAAUUACUUUACUCCUGACGUAGCAUUCGCGAUUGAUACAGAGAAAGUCGACUUGUUGUCACGUGAGCUGGCGUAUGUGUUCGGUUAUCAUCCGAUCGGACUGUCGCGACGCCAGAUCUUUAGAACCUCAAUCCAAAUUACAAUCCCAACCUCAACUGCAUCACCACUCACUCGCAACCCGCGUCGCUCAAUCGCAAUAAUGACCAUUGGCAUCGACGACGACGAUGACGACGAAUUCGGCUUCAGCUCCGGCGACGAGGCUGAUCUUGUUGCACUGAUAGACGCGACAAACACCAAGAGGAAAUUGUCUGACGCCGACGACCUCCUUCCUUCCAAACGAAUUGCGGCCCAAUCAUACCCUUCCGCGAUCACAGCGCUUAAGAAUAACUUUGGAAUGAAGGAAUUUCGAUCAAAGCAAGAACAGGUUAUAUCACGGAUAUUGAGCGGAGAAAGUGCCACCGUCGUAUUUCCGACUGGAGGAGGAAAGAGUCUCUGCUACCAGAUACCAGCGUUGGCAUUCGCAGAGGAAGAUAAGCGGACUGCUAUUCGGGGGGAGGGAGAGAGUGGUAUCACCUUGGUUGUGUCUCCGUUAAUCGCGUUGAUGAAGGAUCAAGUCGAUGCGCUCGUCCGCCGCGGAAUCAAAGCAGCAUCAUUCGAUUCGUCCAAGCCCCGUGAGGAAUACCUGCACACCUGCGAGAUGCUACGUAGCGGAGAGUUAAAGAUACUGUACUGCGCCCCCGAGAGACUCAACAAUGAAGGCUUUCUCCAGCAGAUGAUGCAUGUCCGAGGAGGGGUUCGUUUGUUGGCGGUGGACGAGGCACAUUGUAUUUCUGAAUGGGGGCAUGCUUUUCGCCCAGAAUAUCUCAAGGUUUCCAGAUUUGCCACUGAGAUCAGAGCUGAACGCGUGGUCUGCCUUACGGCUACCGCCACUCCCCAAGUUGCUUCAGACAUCUGCAAAGCGUUCAACAUUGACGAAGAGGCCGGUCUCUUCAGAACAUCAACCUACCGAAAAAACUUACAGCUUUUGGCGGAGUCCGGUAAGACCAAGCAGGACCUAUACCCCAAGCUGUUCAACUUUUUAAAGCAAAAUCCCGGCCCUACAAUCAUUUAUGUUACAAUUCAGAAGCAGACAGAAAUGUUGGCUCUGGACCUAGUGCGACAAGGCUUUAAUGCAAAAUCCUUUCACGCCGGUAUGGAGACUGCUGCAAAGACUGCUCUCCAGAACGAAUUUAUGCGUCGGGAUGAUUUGAUCAUUGUGGCUACUAUUGCUUUCGGAAUGGGCAUCGAUAAAGCAAACAUUCGCAACGUCGUUCAUUAUAAUCUCCCGAGUAGUCUUGAAUCAUAUAGUCAGGAGAUUGGAAGGUCUGGGAGAGACGGCAAGAUUAGCAAAUGCAUGUUCUAUGUCUGUGGAGAAGAUCUUCACCUACGCGAGAUGUUUGCUCGUGGUGAUCUUCCAAGCCUCAAAGGUGUCCAGGACCUUCUGGAGGAAAUAUUCAGCACAGCUCACGCCGAGGUCGGAAGUGAAAUCAAGCUCUCCCUCUAUACACAGUCCAGAGAAUAUGAUAUUCGGGACAGCACUUUGAAAAACAUCUACGCCCAGUUAGAACUCACGUACGGCCUGAUCCGAGCUACUACACCUAUGUAUACAAAAUACUCCUACGCUGCCGGCCCCUCAUAUGAAUCAACCGUCUCCCGAGAUCAGUCCCCGGCUGCCAUUGCCGUCAGAGGGUUUGCAAAGAAGGCUGUAAAACUGCAUCACAUUGAUGUCGAUGCUGCCUCAAGCAGGUACGGGCUAGAGCGGACGGAGCUGAUUCGGAAAUUGAAUGACUGGAACGAGAGCCGAGUCAUCGAUCUGAAGCCCACGGGGGUCCUUAACGUCUACAAGGUCAUGCAAAAGGUACCGAAGAAAGCCGAGAUCGAACGUCUCGCUCAGCAGAUCCAUGCGACCAUGGAGAAGCGUGAAAGAGAAGCCUUGCAACGCACCAACGACAUGCUCGAGCUGAUCACAUCCAAAGCAUGCUUCUCCAAAUCCCUCGCUCGCCAUUUCGGAGACGACAUUGGUGGAGACGAGUGCGGACACUGCACCUGGUGCAUGACACACCAGGCCGUCGUCCAGCAGCUGCCGCCCCCGGUAGAUCUCAACCUAGCAGCUCUGAAAGCCGUCUUGGACAGAGUAAGUGAUCGGGACGACGCUCGAUUCCUGACCCGGGUUGCUUUCGGCAUCUCAAGUCCCCGCGUGACUACACUGAAGCUAUCCAAAGAUCCCGUCUUUGGAUCCAUGGCAGACCAUGAUUUCUCGAAGCUCCUCAAGGCCUUCACCGCCGCAUGCGCAGCGGCCAACAAGAAGCGUUCUUAA
Drepanopeziza brunnea f. sp. 'multigermtubi' MB_m1 is the source of this 4119-nucleotide messenger RNA. NCBI's taxonomy places the organism in Eukaryota, Fungi, Ascomycota, Leotiomycetes, Helotiales, Drepanopezizaceae. The record is from RefSeq and is a predicted model, not a curated record.